UGUUUAAUGUCAGCAACAUUUUUGGUCAGCGCUUUUCAAUCUCCCCACAGGGGAGGGGGUGAGAUUUCUCCUUAAAUACUCAUUCCUUCCCUCCUCUCAUUCUCUCAAUUUAUGGAAAAACAAGCUGAAUGCGCCGUCGCCAACAUCCCAAACAUAACAACAAUAAAACCUCUUCACCAUGAAAAGCGGAAGAGCGGUGCAAAGCGGUUUCACAGGGUGGCAUUCAUCAUAACGCGAGGGCGUUCCGCAAAACCAAAAAAGCUUCCUGUACACGAUGACGGGUCCAAGGGCUUUUGGAGGAGGCUUGUGGGGUCCAUGAGACCGUUGCACCUUCAAAGCACCCGAUCCCCACGCGCCACCCCCGUGCAGUCCCCGUCGGCGGCGGCGGAGGAGCCCUACUCGCCGUCCCCACCGAGUAGCCGUUACGCUUCGGCGGAAGGGUUGAACGAGCUUGUCAAGAGCGAGGAGGAGAAGGAGAGCAGAGAAGAAGACGGUGAUGGGGAUGAGAUGAUUGAUUCAAAGGCUGAGGAAUUCAUUGCUCAGUUCUACCAACAAAUGAGGUUGCAGCGUUUCGAUUCCAUGGAUCGUGAUUACAUCGAGCGAAGUAAUAGGUCGUUGGGCUCGUGAUUCAUCACUCUUGUCAUACUCAUAAGGAUUGAAAACUGCUUUUAAGCGCUUUUGAAAUUUUCAAAAAAAUUUAGCUUAUUA
Cajanus cajan (pigeon pea) is the source of this 708-nucleotide messenger RNA. RefSeq names its product cotton fiber protein. The record is from RefSeq and is a predicted model, not a curated record. Lineage: Eukaryota; Viridiplantae; Streptophyta; Magnoliopsida; Fabales; Fabaceae.